AGAGGCUGAGAUCGGGAUUGACGACCAACAUGACAGAACACGAGAGUGACAGAGGAAAAAGAUCAGGCAACUCGGGUCGGGACAACCACGUCGUCGCCGGCUGAUGCUGCAACCUUGCACACAAAGGCAAAAAGACAAGGCAGCAGCCGUCCAGUUCCCGGACUCUCACAAAGCAGCAUGCAUACCUCCGCUAAAGGCGCUUGUUGGCUCUCUGAGAUGCAGGUUCGGCUGUCAACCCAUCAGCGUAUGGUUGGCUAGGCUGCAGUGUCCCCACAACAUGCGAACUGCAAGUCUGCAACCUGCAGGGAGCCAUCCGGCGGGGGGAUUCGGCGCCAACAGCGACAAAAUUCAGGAAACAUGGGGGACCACAGCUUGGCCACAGCUGGUGAGACAAGAUCGGACGGUCGGAGUUGGCCGAUGGCCAAGGGCCAGGGUCUUGGCGCCCACCCCACAGUUCAUCCGGCGCUGUCAGCCCUGUAUCUGCCGAGUGUGGAUCUCGAAGGUGUGUCAGAGUGGUUCCCCCGUCGCCUCCGGUAGCUCUCAAGCUUCUGCAACUUGUUUCCGACCAGCAGCUCCCAAUGGGGAAUAAGAAGUAAGACAAAAAAAGAACGACACAGAGCAAAGCAAAGCUUGAGACAAGAAACCAAAAGAGGAAGAAUGGUGAAAAUGGUUGAGUUGCGCGCUAACAAGCAAACCAGGCUGGCCAGCGUGGAUGUUAGAACUUCUGGUGGGGUCCUGAGUUCUGUUGACUGAGGGGGCGGGGUGCGGGGGGGGGUGGUAACUUAAGGU
Parathielavia appendiculata is the source of this 789-nucleotide messenger RNA. RefSeq lists its product as uncharacterized. The transcript has a single exon. Lineage: Eukaryota; Fungi; Ascomycota; Sordariomycetes; Sordariales; Chaetomiaceae. The record is from RefSeq and is a predicted model, not a curated record. Bases 104 to 589 code for a protein of 161 amino acids.